This is a messenger RNA of Pygocentrus nattereri (red-bellied piranha), 819 nucleotides long. RefSeq lists its product as uncharacterized. The record is from RefSeq and is a predicted model, not a curated record. The transcript has 5 exons. NCBI's taxonomy places the organism in Eukaryota, Metazoa, Chordata, Actinopteri, Characiformes, Serrasalmidae. Bases 1 to 819 code for a protein of 272 amino acids.
AUGAUUACAUCCUUGGACAGAGAUACACCUCAUAGUUCCAGAGUAGACCUAACCCAGGAGGACAGUGUAGUAGCAAGCUGUAGUGGUGCCACAUGUGCGUUUGCUGAUGCUUGUGGAAGUGAAGAGGAGGUUGACUGUGAAAUAGGAAGUAGUUCUAGUGACAGUGGCAUUGAAGAUUUAUCACAUAGUGAUUUGAGAAGCUCUUUGUCAGACUGGGCAGUUGAGUUUGGUGUUUCACUUGUUGCUCUUUCAGCACUUCUGUCCAUACUUAGGGUUCACCAUCCUUUCCUCCCAAAAGAUGGCAGAUCAUUGCUUAAAACAAGAACUGAGUAUGUAGUGGAAAAGAAAGAUAGCAGCACAAGAAAUAUGUACCACAUAGUGAGCUUUGUGGAAACAGAAGAAGUAGAAAUUGUCCCUGCCGUCUGGGUGAAGGACAGUGUUUGUCUGUGGACUCCAUACAAGAGUGAAGGUGUCCAGAGGGCAACCAAGUCUCAGGAGCAGCCUCAUGAGAACUGGACUCCAUAUAACAUAAAAGUGUUAUAUACAACAAAUAAUUACGUUGAAGCACGAAGAAAACUUCCACUUGCAGAGCAACAGACAGAUCUCCAGUCAGAAGCUGAGAAUGAGUCACUGAAGCCACCAAAAAGGAAAAUAAAACCAAACAAACAUCUGCUUGAAGAUGGAUAUGACACUGAUGAAGAGGCCUUUGUUCCCAAAAAGAAGGUCUUGCCUCAAGCCCCCAGAAUAAAAUCCACUGCUGUACCAUGCAACUUCUACAUCAACUUCAGCAACAUCAUUGUUGUCAGCAGCCUCACAUAA